UCCCGUAGCGGCGGCGCCGUGCCCGGGCGGAACGUGCAGCUGCCGGACCGCUCCCCGGCGGCUCCUUCCCGCCGCCGCGGCCCCAUGGACGCCAACCUGCGGUUCUGGAGGACGGAGGGGCAGUCUUUUUUCCAGAGGUUUCUUCUCUGGGCAGACGUCCUGGACCCGCUGCUGCUGCUGAAAUCCUCCGAUGAAAUAAGAAGAACCAGGUUAUUAAUACAAAACAGUGGGAAGACCCCAAGUGAGCCCAUACAGAAUGAUGAGACAAAAAAAGCCUUCCUGCUAAGCCUGUCCAGUGUACAUCCUGAUUCAGACAAGAUAAUUCCUGUUUUGUUUAGAGCUCCAGCCUUCCUGCCCUUAUCUCUUCCAUUGGUUAUUGUUUCAUCUGCUCAGCACCAGGCCAAGCACACUUUUUUUUUUCAGUUUGUGUUUCACACGUAUACCACAGCAUUCACCCUCAUAAAUGGAAAUGGCACCGCCAAGUCUGAAGAGUACUCGCUGGAGCAAAAGCAAAUCUUCUAUGGCUUGGGAGCCAUUUCCUAUGCAGCAUGUAUUGGUGCUCUUCCUCUUGUCUUCAUGAAUCGUUACACGUUGAAGAGUCCGGUAAUGGAACUAGUCAUCAAAAAACUUCUACCCGCUCCUAUUCUUGGCUUGAUGAGUGCAUUUACUGUGGCAGUGGUGAGAAGCCCAGAAUUCGAGAAUGGAAUUGAAGUGAUGGACAGGAACGGCAAGGUCGUGGGAGUGUCACAGAAAGCUGGUGAGAAGGCUGUUAAAGAAACAGCCUUGUCCAGAGCAGCCUUGUUCGGGACAACGUUCUUCCUGCCCGCUGUGCUGAUGCACUUUGUGGAAAGAGCAAAAUUUGCAAAAACUCCACGUGCUUUGGCGUCAGUGAGGAUGUUCAUGAUUACGUCGGUACUAGCAGGGAUGCUGCCGGUCUCGCUGAGCAUGUUCCCGCAGUGUGGGGAGAUCAAACGAGCAGACCUUGAACCGGAAAUUCAGUCGGCUACAGAAGAAACAGAGUUAUUCUACAAUAGGGGAAUUUAGAGAUUGGCUUUAAAAUGUAAAUGUGUGCUCUGAUUUAAUUUAUCAACAAACUCAAUUGGCAUAUAUGACUGAUCGAAUCGUGUGUUUAUGAAGAGGCAGACUUUGCAAAAUGGCUUUGCCAGCACAGGCAGAGAUGUACACAUGACUCAAUGCUGUACAUAUUUCUAUCAGAAAGCACCGUAACUCAGCGUUUGUCGCAGACUCUGUUCUGUAUGCUUCCUCAAGUGACUGAUUUUUUAAUUAAAAGACGACCAGAUACAAAA
Messenger RNA from Columba livia (rock pigeon), 1307 nucleotides. It is a transcript of the gene SFXN4, whose product is annotated as sideroflexin 4. NCBI's taxonomy places the organism in Eukaryota, Metazoa, Chordata, Aves, Columbiformes, Columbidae. Gene Ontology annotation, cellular component: mitochondrial inner membrane. The record is from RefSeq and is a predicted model, not a curated record. The transcript has 14 exons. The coding region runs from base 85 to 1044 and encodes 319 amino acids. Gene Ontology annotation, molecular function: monoatomic ion transmembrane transporter activity. Gene Ontology annotation, biological process: monoatomic ion transport; mitochondrial transmembrane transport.